AUGCCCAAAAAGCAGAAGAAAUCCUUUGUUUUCAAACCCACUGGUACCCCGCAUCAUACCCUCACUUCCAGAGCCCGGCAGAAUGAUCAAACACAACGACCUGCAGUCUCCACUUCGGACUCGCCUUCUGUCAACGAUCUGAUCAGCCACCUUCGUCGAACACAAGCGCCAAACCCCUCUGAGCACGACUCUCCAACCUCUUCACGAUCUCUAAUCUCCCAAGGAUCUGUUCAUCCAUCUCUCAGAAACCUCCUCGAGCUUCCAGAAGCCCCACAACCUCGUCCUCGCCUUGGUUCUCGCCGCACCGUUAUCGGUGGGCGUCCUGUGAGAUUGACCCCGGGGCCUCCGCCCCCAAACAGCUGGCUCUCGGGGGACAGUGACGAAUCCCGCUCCGCGGGGGAAGUCACCCUGGCGACUGCUGGACAUGACAGAACUAUUAUAUAUCGUCUUGACAGACUCCCAGGGAUACAGUUCCCACCCGAGUCCAGUCUACACCAUGCAGUUCUGAAGUCCAUGGCCCUGAACUGGGCUUGGCAUCUGGAUUAUGAUGGACCAUUCCUGGCUCAUUUCCCCUCACAUAUCAAAGAGCUUCUGCUCAGUUAUGUCGCUGUCUAUGCAGUUCGCACUAGAACUCAGUCGCUGAAAGGACGCAUGAGAGGUCUGAGGCCACUGAUUUUUGCCGCAAGUGACAACGCGGAAACCGCGGGAGAGCAAGAAGAAACGCAAGUGGAUACAGUUGAAAAGAUCAGUGCUAGUAUUUGCCGAUUGGAUCUGGCUUGGGCAUUAGGUUACUGGAUGACGUUCAAACAGCUUUCAGGCGAGCUAUUCACACCCGCCAAGUCAGUACCUACUCUCGCCCAGCCUGCGUCCAAGGAGAGCGUUCCUACCUCGUGGGAUGAACAGAAACCUGAAGAGCAUGUGGAGGAUGUCACUUCAUCUGCCGCUACAGCUGGUUCCAUUCCAAAUCCCAUCAGCCAAAACGUUCGCUUCACUAAUCUUCGCUACCUUUCUCUCGCACAUCCAGUCCCUGGUGCUGCAAGCUGGAACUCUCUCCUAAACAUCCUUUCCCGCCUUUCAACCAUCACCCACUUAUCUCUCGCUCAUUGGCCCCCUCCAACUCGAACCCCUCACACCGCACCUCCGCGGAUGCGCCCACAGAGUCACCGAGGCCCUGCGUUCGUCCACGGCGGUACAGAUGUGUACUCUGGAGUGGAAAACAACUGGGCUGAAGCAGCGGGAAUACUUCGACAGCUCUCUCGUUAUACCUACUGCCUGAAAUGGCUGGAUCUCGAAGGGUGUUCUGAAUGGAUUCCCGCGCUAACAUGGACGGGCACUGACCCAGAUGGCCAGCCCUGCCGGCCGGGCACGUCAGGCCCAGAAUGGAACGGGUCAUGGAGAAAUGUUGAAUGGAUAGGCCUAGGUCCUGGCUUUGAGUAUCCAGCGGAUAAGGACCUCCUUCUUCCUGAAAGGCCCAUCUCGGCAAUCCAAAACUUGCCCCUUCCAUCGUAUUUCCCGCCUGCUUCUCUUGCCGAUUCUCUUCAUGCACCGGUCAAUGCUUUUCAAAACCUCGCGAUUCACGAUCCGCCGGAUCGUAUGGACCCUCCGCGAUCCCCUCCCCCAACGGAUUUACCGUGGAAUGUGGAGGAGGAACGUUGGAUGUAUCGUCGCGACAGGGAGCGUUAUGCGUGGCGUGAUGCGGUCAGCAAGGCAAAAGAAGUUUGUGCUGGAAUCCGGGCUAUCAGGAAAGCUGGCCGUGGGAAAUGGAUUGAGGCGUUUACUGGAGGAGAUAAAGAGACCUGGGAUAGCCGCUCCAAGCAUAUGAGUUCGUGA
Molecule: messenger RNA, 1830 nt
Organism: Penicillium daleae
Lineage: Eukaryota; Fungi; Ascomycota; Eurotiomycetes; Eurotiales; Aspergillaceae
Exons: 1
Coding region: 1-1830 (609 amino acids)
Source: RefSeq, a predicted model, not a curated record